Symbiodinium sp. CCMP2456 is the source of this 264-nucleotide messenger RNA. The record is from the annotation of a GenBank genome assembly. Lineage: Eukaryota; Dinophyceae; Suessiales; Symbiodiniaceae.
AUGGAGCCAGGUCAGGGUGCAACUCAGCUCGCAAAGGCUACUUCGACCACUGCGUUGUUCUCCCGUAUCGUUGCACGUGCCAGGGGCAGCCAAAUUCCAUUUGUGGCUGGUGCCCCCCUCGCUGCUGAGGGGGACGGUGUGUACGCGGGAACCGUGAAGAUUGCGCUAUCCAACAAGUUUUGGAUGUACUAUGACAACAUUGUGCUCCUGACGCUGCUCAUGCCUGCUGGAUUUGUUUGGUUUAUGAAUCGUGUCCCCAAGUGA